AUGACUGGUGUCAACUUCCAGUUUACCAGAGGUAAGAGAAACAAGGCCAACAGAACCCGCUCGCCAGCUACCGAGCGUGUAUUGACCCAGUUGAAGAUGAUUUCGCAGCGUCGUAAACAGCCUAAGUUGCUCCAGGUGUGCCAGGAAGACCAUAUCCGUCAUGAAACCAUCACCACUGCGUUCAAGUUGUACCGCCAGGAAAUCAACGCCAACAGAGCCAAGCUCUUGCUGAAGCAGUACGAGUCUAUCAAGUACGCCAUGGAAGACUUGGAGCAGAUCAACUCCUACUUAUUCCACGAAGCAAAUACCAACCAGAAGGGCAAGAGAUUCGACUUGGAAAUGAGAAUUCCAACCGAGUAUCCACCAAAUCAAAUCUGGUUACACGACUACACUCCAGCUGAAGUCGCUGAAAAAAAAUAA
Messenger RNA from Babjeviella inositovora NRRL Y-12698, 420 nucleotides. Its product is annotated as mitochondrial 54S ribosomal protein mL40. The transcript has a single exon. Gene Ontology annotation, biological process: mitochondrial translation. The record is from RefSeq and is a predicted model, not a curated record. Bases 1 to 420 code for a protein of 139 amino acids. Gene Ontology annotation, molecular function: structural constituent of ribosome. Lineage: Eukaryota; Fungi; Ascomycota; Pichiomycetes; Serinales.